Zasmidium cellare ATCC 36951 is the source of this 753-nucleotide messenger RNA. RefSeq lists its product as uncharacterized. The coding region runs from base 1 to 753 and encodes 250 amino acids. Gene Ontology annotation, cellular component: preribosome, large subunit precursor; preribosome, small subunit precursor; nucleus. The record is from RefSeq and is a predicted model, not a curated record. Gene Ontology annotation, biological process: rRNA processing. The transcript is spliced from 2 exons. NCBI's taxonomy places the organism in Eukaryota, Fungi, Ascomycota, Dothideomycetes, Mycosphaerellales, Mycosphaerellaceae.
AUGGCCGCCACAAAGACCUCCACGUCCUCCCAAUCAAAUCCCUUCAUAAAACAACUCGCCUCAAGCAACCGCACAACCCGCGACCGCGCCCUCUCCUCCCUGCGAACCUACCUCCACCGCCCGACGCCCUUCACACCCCUUGACCUCCUCAAACUAUGGAAGGGCCUCUUCUACUGCAUGUUCAUGUCCGACAAACCGCGGAACCAGCAAGCGCUGGCGCGGGAUCUCGCCUCACUCGUGGACGAACUGAAGAGCGUGGAGGGGAAGAUUGGGUUCAUCGAGGCAUUUUGGAAGACGAUGGCGCGGGAGUGGAAUGCGAUUGAUAGUUUGCGGAUGGAUAAGUAUCUCUAUCUGAUACGGUGUUUUGUGGGGAAGGGGUUUGAGGUUUGCAGGAGUCAAGGGUGGAGCGAAGAGGUUCUAAAGAUGUAUGAGGGAGUUUUGAGGGAGGAGGGUGGGCCGUUGAGUCCGAGGGAUGGGAAGGUUCCUGGGGGGUUGAAGCUGCAUGUGCUGGAUGUGUGGGUUGAUGAGUUGGAGAAGGUGGAUGAGAAGAGGGAGGCGGAUGUGGGGUGGGUUAUGUGGGUUGUGAGGAAGUUGGCGAAGGAGAGUCUGGUUAAGAGUGUGAGGGAGAGGGCGAAGGAAGCUAUUGAGGACGAGAGGCUGGAGAAAGGGAAGGCUUGGAAGAAGAUGGAAGAGGAUGUAGAAGAAGAGGAAGACGAAGCCGACGAAGGCGACUUUGGUGGAUUCGAAGAUUGA